GCUCGAGCUGGUUCAGUGUGAGGUUGAUAUACGGCCACGACUUCGAGCAAAUGAGUACAUAUCUUUUAUAAUUAAAGAAAAAGAGAAAUAAAUGAGUAUAAAUACAAUAUAUCGACAAAAACAAAACAAGAGUUUGCUUCUAUUUUUCUCACCAUUGUCGGAUAGUUUUCAGCUUUGAAGGUAGAGAUUGAAGUGAUGGAUCGAAUUGCGUCUGCGGCUAUCUUUUGCCCAGCGUUUUCAACGCCUCGCGUUUGUAAAAUCAAACCUUUUGGCCUGAACUUCAAUACCGAUCAUAGAAAGAGAUUUUCUUGUCGAGUAGCUGUAGCUUCUGGAAACACGACAGCUAAGGUGGUCGACAGUGAACUUGACUUAGAAUACAAGAAACACGACCUACUAAGAGCUGUCCAAGAAACUCAACGAGGACUCACUGCUACUUCCGAUCAACGCUCUAUCAUCGAGGAGGCCUUGGUGACUGUAGAAGGGUUUAACGGCGGUGAAGCCAUUGAUUUAAUGAAGUUAGAUGGAACAUGGAGGCUACAGUAUACAUCUGCACCUGAUGUUGUUGUUCUCUUUGAAGCUGCGUCAAGAUUUCCUUUCUUUCAGGUUGGACAGAUCUUCCAGAAGUUUGAGUGCAGAGAUCGAUCAGACGGUGGGAUUAUCAGGAAUGUUGUUCAGUGGAGUGUUCCAAGCUUGUUAGAGGAGCAAGAAGGUGCAACACUUGUUGUUACUGCCAAGUUCGAUAAGGUCUCUAGUAGAAACAUCUACCUUCAGUUUGAAGAGAUAAGUGUUAGAAACAUUAACAUCAAUGAGCAAGUUCAAUCUCUUCUCGCACCUGCAAUUCUUCCACGCUCCUUCUUAAACCUUCAGAUUUUGCAGUUUAUACGUACUUUCAAUGCUCAGAUUCCAGUAACAGCAACCAGCCCAGGAAGGAGAUCUGUGGGAGGAUUGUAUUACCUCUCUUAUCUCGAUAACAACAUGCUCUUGGGUCGAUCUGUGGGAGGAGGAGGAGUCUUUGUCUUUACAAAAUCUCAACCCCUCGAGCUCUGAGAAUUUAGAAAAAAAUCUGUAAAACUCUGAUUUCAAACUGUAUAUUACUACAGAGAGAAGAUGAACUUUAUUAUGUUAGUAGAUUCUGUUUAUGUAUAAACAACCUAUUCGGAUUUUUACUA
Molecule: messenger RNA, 1169 nt
Organism: Brassica rapa (field mustard)
Lineage: Eukaryota; Viridiplantae; Streptophyta; Magnoliopsida; Brassicales; Brassicaceae
Product: probable plastid-lipid-associated protein 10, chloroplastic
Source: RefSeq, a predicted model, not a curated record